AUGAUAUAUCAACAAAGACACUAUAGUAACAACAAUAGUCACUAUAAUAACAACUAUAACUCGCAAUACUCCCCAGCGUUGAGACAUUCAUCGUUGAAUACCACUGGCCAGAAUACCAUUCCAUCCGCUACUGCUGCUGUUUCUUCUUUUAACAAUCAAAACUCUGGCUACUCAUCGGUAUACUAUAACAGCAACAACAACAACAACAAUACCCGUAGCAAUAGUCAUAAUUAUAACAACAACAAUUCUGGCUAUUAUAACAAAAACAACUACAAUAACGUCUUCCAUCCAAAUACAAUCCCAAUCACAUCUGCUUCCCCCAUCUCUACUUCAUCUUCGAACCCAUACUCCAUGUCUUUGAACUCCUCAUCUGAUACAAGUUCAAACCCAAACUCUACUUCAAAUUCUCCAGUAUUUUCCAAAUUCUUGCGUAAUGAACAAUUCCCUAUUGAUAAUCAAAUCAAUUCCGAAGAUUUGUUAUGCUCUUCAAACACUUGUAACAAUAAUAAUGGCAUGACUUCCAUUAGAGACAAAAACGAUCUUUCCAGAUCUUUUGAAGAUGAUCUAUUCUAUUGUCCAAGAUCUUUGUUGAACAACCAAGAAUUAGCCAAAUGCCAAAAAAUAGAUUAUUUGUUUGCUGCUAAUUCUAAUUCCAGUUCUAGUUUGCAUAUUCAUUCCUCAGGAUCACCACCAACAAACAAGUUUGUAAAUACUUCUUCAAGUACCUGUAACAAUAAAAAUAAGUAUAAUCCCUACUUAUCUCAAAGUUUUAACCCAAACAAAUUCUAA
This is a messenger RNA of Henningerozyma blattae CBS 6284, 789 nucleotides long. RefSeq lists its product as uncharacterized. Lineage: Eukaryota; Fungi; Ascomycota; Saccharomycetes; Saccharomycetales; Saccharomycetaceae. The record is from RefSeq and is a predicted model, not a curated record. The coding region runs from base 1 to 789 and encodes 262 amino acids. The transcript has a single exon.